AUGGCUGGAUCCAACCGCCAAGCAGGCGAUGCCUCAUGUCCCGGCCGAGACGCGUCGUGCACGCGCACGCAAUCCAUCGCGUCUGGCAUGUCCGGAACACCGGAUGGAAGCGCGUGCGAGCUGGUCAGCGGGGCGGGUGUUUGCAGGACGCUGGAGACGACGUACCCCCCGCCCGACGCGCGACACUAG
This is a messenger RNA of Trametes versicolor FP-101664 SS1, 189 nucleotides long. RefSeq lists its product as uncharacterized. The transcript has 3 exons. NCBI's taxonomy places the organism in Eukaryota, Fungi, Basidiomycota, Agaricomycetes, Polyporales, Polyporaceae. The record is from RefSeq and is a predicted model, not a curated record. Bases 1 to 189 code for a protein of 62 amino acids.